Cajanus cajan (pigeon pea) is the source of this 2406-nucleotide messenger RNA. RefSeq names its product evolutionarily conserved C-terminal region 5 (gene ECT5). Gene Ontology annotation, molecular function: mRNA binding. The record is from RefSeq and is a predicted model, not a curated record. Gene Ontology annotation, cellular component: cytoplasm. NCBI's taxonomy places the organism in Eukaryota, Viridiplantae, Streptophyta, Magnoliopsida, Fabales, Fabaceae. Gene Ontology annotation, biological process: mRNA destabilization.
CAUUUAUUAAGAAGGAGGUAUUAGACCACUAGAUGAAUAGACAGGUACUGUUCGUAAUUUGUAUUUCGGAGAGAUUCUUGUGCGGCUUUUGAAGAUCUUUCCUCUUCAGAUUCAUGGCGGCAACCCAACCACCGCAGGCUCCGGAUCGUACCUCCGAAGAGAUACCAGCUGAACCAGAUAACAUGAAGGAGCAGGGUACAACAACUAUAGGUCAUUCAAGGGAGACAACAAGUCAAUCAGGAUCUUUAGGUUCAGGUGGAGAUUGUCCUGUAUAUCCUCCUAAUGUGUAUGCUCCCCAGGCCCAGGCUUUCUACUAUAGAGGUUUUGACAACGGCAAUGGUGAAUGGGAUGAAUAUUCUCCAUAUGUCCAUUCUGACGGAUUAGAAAUUGGAUCUCCUGGUGUCUACAGUGAAAAUCCAUCUCUUAUUUUCCACUCUGGAUAUGGCUUCAACCCUCAAAUGCCUUAUGGACCAUAUUCCCCAGUUACCACACCUUUGCCUUCUGUUGGCGGAGACACACAGUUAUACUCCCCUCAGCAAUUUCCAUACUCUGGGCCACCUUAUUAUCAUCAGCUGGUUCCUCCUAGCUUAUCAUAUCUUAAUUCACCUACUCCAGUUUCACAGCCAGAGCUCACCAACCUGGUAGGUAUUGACCAACAAGUUGAUAACAUGUUUUUUGGACCAAGAGCAGGAUAUCCAUCAGUGGGAUCUUUUGGUAGAGGCAGUUUUCCGGUUGCCCCUGGUUCCUUCAGCUUUCAUGAAUCGCAACAAGGAUUUGAAGGAUCAAGAUCCGGUGGAAUCUGGUCAGAUUGCUCAAAACCCUCGGAAAGACAGAGAUCUUUGAUGCCUCUAUCGCCAUCUAUUUCUCCACAGCCAAUGGGCUCACUUGGGUCAUUUGGGCCUAGUGUUGGAAUGGCUUCUCAUCAACAUCAAUCAUUAUAUGGAUUUGGAUCUGGUUCAAACUCCUAUGGCAGGGGCUACCUGCCUAACCAGGGUUCUAGCUUUGGAGGCACUUCCAUUUCCAAUCUCAAUGUUAAUGAUAGGAGUUGUGCUUCUUUUGAAAAUAGCAGACGACAAGGGAGGCCAAUAGCUUCUCUGUGCAAUUGUAAUGGUACUCUUGAUAUCCUUAGUGAGCAGAACCGAGGACCAAGGGCCUCAAAGUUGAAAAAUCAAAUUUCAGCUGAAAAUAAUUCUGUGGAUAAUGGUAAAAAUAGUGCACCUAUUGCCAAGUUCCAAAAUGAAUCACUCAAUCGCUCAGAUUUUGCCACAGAUUACAAGGAUGCCAAGUUUUUUGUCAUCAAAUCUUAUAGUGAAGAUAAUGUUCACAAGAGCAUUAAAUAUGGUGUCUGGGCUAGUACACCAAAUGGAAACAGAAAGUUAGAUGCUGCUUAUCGGCAAGCAAUGGAGAAGCAAGAUGCCUGUCCUAUAUUUCUCUUUUUUUCGGUAAAUGCUAGUGCUCAGUUCUGUGGGGUAGCUGAAAUGGUUGGACCUGUCAAUUUUGAUAAGAGUGUAGACUUCUGGCAGCAAGAUAAGUGGAGUGGGCAGUUUCCUGUGAAGUGGCACAUAAUUAAAGAUGUUCCGAACAGUCAGUUUCGUCACAUUGUUCUUGAGAAUAAUGAUAACAAGCCUGUAACUAACAGUCGAGAUACUCAGGAGGUGAAGUUGCCACAGGGGAUUGAAAUGUUGACCAUUUUUAAAAACUAUGAAACUGAUGUGUCCAUCCUGGAUGAUUUUGAAUUCUAUGAAGACCGGCAGAAGGCUAUGCAAGAAAGGAAGAACAGGCAGCAAAGCAGCAUGAUGGCUACAGGAUUAGUUGGAGAAAAUGAACAUAGGAAUGCUGUUAACACUACUGGUGAUUUCAUGAAGCAGAUGUCAAAGAGCUUUGCUCUAGUUGUCCGCUUAGAUGAGAAUAACAACGAAGUAGUUGCUGCGGACAGAGAUAGUUUAGUCUCUCAUGGUCCCAUUGGCAAUGUAGUUAAACCUGAUGAUGGUCAAUCAGUGACUGCUGCUUCGACCCAAACCAAUUAGGAAGAUGUGCCGGUUGUGCCAAGAAUGUUGUUCACAUUUGGUGAUUGAAAAUCGGAAUCAUCCUCGCUUUAUUUCAUUACUUUUUCCAAACAAGGUAGCGUUGCUGUUGUUAUUCAAGUUACUGGAGUCUAUGUGGUUUUAUAAACGAGGUUUUUACCUUAAAGAAUAGGUUUCAUGUAUAAAGUGUCUCCUACACUGCGUCAACUAAAAUUGUUGUUUUAGUUACACCACCAACAAAAAAAACUUCUGCUCAUUGAGCACAGUUUAGAUUUUAAUCGUCACUUUUGUUUAAUAAUUUUAGGAUUGUUUUAGGCGUGUUCCAUUUGUAAAAUUUUCUCUUCACAAGCAUUUUAAUAAAAGCAGCAAAUCACCUUGAAAA